Myotis myotis is the source of this 3139-nucleotide messenger RNA. Its product is annotated as UDP-glucuronosyltransferase 3A2-like. The record is from RefSeq and is a predicted model, not a curated record. NCBI's taxonomy places the organism in Eukaryota, Metazoa, Chordata, Mammalia, Chiroptera, Vespertilionidae. Gene Ontology annotation, molecular function: UDP-glycosyltransferase activity. The coding region runs from base 372 to 1835 and encodes 487 amino acids. The transcript is spliced from 6 exons.
UGGGCGUCCUAACUUGGCAUUGCUGACCCGCAGGGCUGUCACCCGCCCACUCCGAGGCGGGGCGUGUCAUGGACGUGACUCUCAUGGACACUCCCCAGCCCGGGUUCCCAGGCGGGAUCCAGGGGACAGGCCGGCAGAGCAGGGGUCACUGGCAGAGAAGGGGCGGGGUAGCCUGGCCGACCGCUGGCUCUGAGCUCUGAGCUCUGAGCUCUGAGCUCUGAUCCCGGGGCAGCAGGCACCGCGCUCGCUGGGCGCACCAGCUAGGAGUUUGCAGAGCUCGCUGUGCGGGACGAGGGAGCAGGAGGUCAGCCUGUUUGUGGGCGCGCUGCCUGCAGCUCGGCUGCGGCUGCGCUGGGCACGGCUGAGUCAGCAUGCCUGGGCAGCGGGCCCUGCUGCUGGCCUUCCUGGGGUCCUGGCUCCCGCUCCUGGAAGGCGCCAGAAUCCUGACCGUGGUCUUGUACGGUUUUAAAAGAGAGAAAACAUACCAAACUGUCCAUUGGUCUCCUCCUGAAGACUUUCAACAGGAAUUCAAGAAAAAUUUAGAUUUCUUUACAAAGGAAGCUUUGCUGGGAAGGAGCCCACUUACAAACCUUUUGAACAUAAUGAAGCUCUUUGCCAAUCAGUGUAGUGAUUUGCUGAGAAGGACAGAUCUCAUGGGCUCCUUAAAAAAUGCGAGUUUCGACCUGGUGGUGGUGGACGGUUUAGAUCUCUGCGCUUUCCUGAUCGCUGAGAAGCUGGCAAGGCCCUUUGUGGCCGUCCUCGGCACCACGUUUGGGGUGACGAAUUUUGGGCUGCCCGAGCCUGUGUCCUACGUUCCCGAUUUCCACUCCUCCCUGACGGACCGCAUGGAUUUCUGGGGCCGAGUGACGAACUCUCUGAUGUUCUUUAUUUCUUCCUUGAGGCAAUGGUACAUCCAUGCGCAGUUCGAUAGCACGAUCAGAGAAAAUUUCCCAGAAGGCUCUAGGCCAGUGUUAUUUCAUCUUCAACAGAAAGCAGAGCUGUGGUUUGUCAAUUCUGACUUCGCCUUUGAUUUUGCCCGGCCCCUGCUUCCUAACACUGUGUAUGUUGGAGGUCUGAUGGCCAAACCUGUUGAACCUAUACCUCAAGAACUCGAGGACUUCAUCGCCCAGUUUGGCGAGGCGGGUUUCGUGCUGGUGGCCCUGGGCUCCAUAGUGAACGUUGCUCAGUCCCAGCAGGCCCUGGAGCAGAUGCACAGGGCCUUUGCACAGCUGCCUCAGGGGGUGAUAUGGAAGUGCAGCCCUUCUCAUUGGCCCAAACACGUCCAAUUGGCGGCGAAUGUGAAAAUCAUGGACUGGCUUCCUCAGACUGACCUCCUGGCUCACCCCAGCAUCCGCCUGUUUGUCACCCACGGAGGGAUGAACAGUGUGAUGGAAUCCAUCCAGCAUGGCGUGCCCAUGGUGGGCAUUCCUCUCUUUGUAGACCAGCCUGGAAACUUAGUCCGAGUAGAAGCCAAACAUCUAGGCGUCACCAUCCCAAUUGAACAACUCAAGGCGGAGACCCUGGCUCUUAAGAUGAAACAAGUCAUCGGAGACAAGAGCUACAAGUCGGCAGCGGUGGCCGCCAGCAUCAUCAGGCGCUCACACCCCCUGACCCCUGCUCAGCGGCUGGUGGGCUGGAUCGACCACAUCCUUCAGACCGGGGGAGCGGCCCACCUCAAGCCCCACGCCUUCCAGCAGCCGUGGUAUGAGCAGUACCUGCUGGACAUCUUCUUGUUCCUGCUGGGGGUCACCCUGGGCAUCGUGUGGCUCUGUGGGAAGCUGCUGGGCCUAGUGGCCCGGGGGCUGUGUGGGGCCGGGAAGCUGAAGGAGGCCUGAUGCGCAGAGCAGACUUGCAGGGCUGCUGGGGAGCCGCUGGUUCUCUAAAGACUUCCCCCAGCACAGGCCUCCCCUUGGGUCCCCCUCACCCCCACGUGGGCCAUGGCACCAGAACGGCUUCUCGCUCUCUUCUGCCUCUGUUUAGAUAGUCUUAUGCAGCAAUGUUGGGCUUCUUUUUUAAAAUUAUGGUAAAAUAUACAUCACAUAAAAAUGACCAUUUGAACCAUCAGGUAUUCAGUUCAGUGGCAUUGAGUACAGUCAUAUAUUUGUGCAAACACCACUACCAUCCAAUUCCAUAACUUUUUUCAUCUUCCCAAAUUAAAAUUGUGCCCUGAUUAAACAAUAAUUCCCCAUUUCCCCGUCCCCACUCCAAGGCCCUGGGAACCUGUGUUCUACUUCCUGUGUCUAUGAAUUUGACCUUGGCUUCUUGACUUGCCCCUCACCCAUGAGCCCCUCUAUUCAGGCUCAAACCAUCACCAGACAGCCCCGUUUCCUCCCCACUCCCUGUCCCUAGACUCAGUGUUCUAUUUCAUCCCCCUGUCUAGGGACUUCUAUUUCCCCUUUCUUCUUUUUACGCUUUUGAUGAAUAGGACAGAAGCUAUUUGGCCAGUUCUUCCAUUGUGGACCAACCUCUUGCAUCUCCUUCUCAUCUCAUUCAAAGCUCAGAGAGCCCAUCCUCUCCCCCAGUGAGGCAGGGACAGCCCCUCCUAGAACCCCCCUCGUCUCUGCCCCGAGUCCCCUCCUGCGAAGCUCCUCCUUUGCUGGUCCUGAGGGGCCUGCCUGGUUCCACAGGCGAUGCUGUGUCCCAGUGGUCACAGGUCCCCUCUCCAGGUUCCCACGGUCAGAGGUGAGGUAACAGAAACCCUGGAGCCCACACGGAAGGCUUUGGGCCUCAGGUGCGGGGGCCGUGGUGGUGCCCCAGACCGUCUUGAUUUAGGAAACAUGCCACUUGCCAACCCCCCUACCCCCUGCGGUAGAGAAUAUUCCUUUAGGUGGAAUAUUCUGUUGGUGGCUCCAUCCCAUGGAAGCCAAGGCCCCUCUGACUUGUGUCUAGUUACCGCUCCAGACACAUCUUAAAAAUUCUGAAAUAGACCCACAUGAGGAUGUUCAGUUGGUUUUUGACAAAGAUGCAGAGAGAAUUCCGUGGGAAAAGUAAAAUCUUUCCGGCAAAUUGUACUGGAACAAUAGUAUAUCUGAAUGGGACUUGAUCUAAAUAACAUACACAGGGGACAUUGCCUGUUGCUUUCCAUACACGAAAAUUAACUCGAAUCAUAGAUCUAAAAAUAAAUGCUGAGCAUACAAAA